Molecule: messenger RNA, 171 nt
Organism: Bipolaris zeicola 26-R-13
Lineage: Eukaryota; Fungi; Ascomycota; Dothideomycetes; Pleosporales; Pleosporaceae
Exons: 3
Coding region: 1-171 (56 amino acids)
Biological process (GO): translation
Cellular component (GO): cytosolic small ribosomal subunit; ribosome
Molecular function (GO): zinc ion binding; structural constituent of ribosome
Source: RefSeq, a predicted model, not a curated record
AUGUCUCACGAGUCGGUCUGGUACUCCCGCCCUAGGACCUACGGCAAGGGCUCUCGCGAGUGCCGCGUUUGCACGCACCCUGCUGGUCUGAUCCGCAAGUACGGCCUCAACAUCUGCCGUCAGUGCUUCCGUGAGAAGAGCGCCGACAUUGGCUUUGUCAAGCACCGAUAA